Molecule: messenger RNA, 979 nt
Organism: Haliotis rufescens (red abalone)
Lineage: Eukaryota; Metazoa; Mollusca; Gastropoda; Lepetellida; Haliotidae
Exons: 3
Coding region: 99-746 (215 amino acids)
Source: RefSeq, a predicted model, not a curated record
AUUGGCUGAGAGUGUGUGAGGAGAAGUAUAUAGUGCGGGCGCAGUAUCAAUGUAUUCACUCACAGACGGAGACAGAAGUCAACAUUAUCUCAUUCACGAUGCUUCAACUAUCGACAUUGAUAGCAGCGUUCUGUUGCGUUUGCUAUGUAGCAGGCUAUGACUUCACAGUUGACCUGACGUCAGGGACGACCAUCAACACCAGCAGCUCCCUGUCCUGGAAGACAUCGCUAUAUGGGUCAGGCACGUGCGGGAAGAGGGGGGUUCUCAAGUUGAGUUUUGGCGCUCCUGGGUCAGCCAACAGGAAGAAUAAAGUUCUGAUUGACAUGUGGUUCAGCAACCCUUCAGACUGGGUGUUCAACAUCGGCGACUCACCCACCAACAAUGGAUACGGUGGAGACAGUGGCACCACAUCCCGUGACGCCGAAAUACAAGGAACCGGUUCUACAUUUCGUAUCUAUGGUAAUGAUAUGAACUCGCCCAAAGGAGGUAUUCUCCUGACUCGUCCCAACAUCAUCUACAACCGUCUCAGCGUCAUCAUCGCCGACGGCCUCGUCAUCUGGAACAAUUGGGGAGCAGAGUUCAACUAUUUCCUCAACACUAACUUACUGUUUGCCUUGAACGGACAGUCGGACUCCGAGGGCGGCUCCCCCAACUACGACAUCUACUUCGGCAUCAACCGCAGCAUCGGUUCCGGUGGUCGUGCCGGAAGAGGUCUUUGUUCUGCCUAUGUUAAGUGGCUCAGUUAAAUAACUUGGCGAGCGUGGGAUCCACCAGAGUAUGACUGAAGCUUUAAGACAUUUUGAUGGACUUCCUAGUGUGAUCAAAGCGGAUUUCCCUGCUACACAGUGUUAGUCGGUAUUCUGACUGAGGAUGUCUGUAUCCAGUGAUUGAACUUUCAUGUACUGUCUUUGUUGACAUAUGAUUAAGUCUUGUUACACGUUUACAACUUUUAUACUAAAAUAUACAUGAACACAUACUA